UGUUGAUUCAGCGUCGUCUGAUUUAUUGAAUCACCGUCAACUUUAUCUGGGCUUACGGUAGUAUCCCGGCUAAUUUGUUAGCGGAUGCUCAGCAACUGAGGCUAACUAACAUUAGCAACUAGGCGUUUAAGUUACCCGUUAACUAGAGAGCACUGGUGUUGUGUCGAGUUGCGUUUCCCGUUAGAGAUCUAUUUCCCCGUCGACUCCGCCCCGUUCAUCCGGUGAUAGAAGCGCGCGCUUGCUGCAAAUUCGCCCCCGACUUCGCCUUUUGGACGGGGCGGAGCUGAUGGGGAAGCGGUUCUUUAUGGGGGAACCACAGUUCGACAAAACACCGUGUUGCCUGACAAGCUAUGAUAGGUUAACGGUGUCUCUAAAUAAGCAUUGCCGUGUCUAUUUGUAACCGGUGAGCAGCGCUUUAACUCAAAUUAACCUCAACUUAUUGAGCUAAGACGUUGACACUGCAGUCUUCAGCUGGCUGAGUGGUGUUAAAAUAGCUUCGUAGCGUACGCUAACCGCAUCCCGGGCCCGAAGGUGUCCAAACUGUUAUUUUCUUCUUAUCAAAUGCUGUCCUGGAUGUUACGUUGCGUGCAGCACUUUUUACGUGUUGGAAAAGUUCCGUGAAAUCUUUUUGUCAUGUGUUGUCUAACGUAUCCAUUCCGUUAUUAUGAACUCAAGAUAGCUAAAGAUAAACAUCACUUCAGGUGUUUUAUUGACGUGUCAACUUGUUGGAUUAAUGUCGAUUAUUGUAGAGCUUUAAACGGCCCGAACCGAAUCAGAAGCGACGGUGUCGGAUUACAUAACUUGAUUUGUCUACUCACAUAAGAGAGACCACCUUACUUUGGCUCUACGUAAAGAACCAGAAGGGCUCAAGUUCAACACUGAGUAUGAUUCCCUGGCUGUGGUGGAGGUGAGGAAGCAUGGCGUGGAAAGCUGAGGUGUUGAGACAAACGUGAUGACAGCAUGGUCCAUGGUGGAGAAGCUCAAAAUGGAAAAACGCCCAUGCAGGGAGGAGAACAUUGACUCGAGAGAGGUCUGGCAUGCCGCUGAUGAGUCUGAGGAUGGGAGCAGCUCGGAGAGCGAGUCAGAGGAGCGCCAGCCGUGGAGGGCUCCGGUGAGCAGCAGCAGCGGCUGUAAGAGGAGGGAGCCCUUGGCUGUUACAAAACCCCACCGUCAGCUCUGCCGCUCCCCAUGCCUCGACCGGCCUAGCUUCUCCCAAAGUAGCACUGUGCAAGAUUUUCGAGAAGAGGACUCCAGCGCAACACCGGGCAUCAAACCUGCCAGUGAGAGGGAGUACCAAUCAAAGAUGGAGUUUGCUUUGAAGUUGGGUUACUCGGGAGAGCAGGUGGAGGCGGUGCUCGGCAAGUUGGGGGCUGCGGCGUUGAUCAACGAUGUCCUUGCUGAGUUGGUUCGGCUCGGAAACAAAGUGGAGCCGGAGACGCAACCUUGCAGCAGCACAGCCACGGUAAUACCGCGAUCCCCCUGUGUGAAGGAGAACGUUAGUCCGGACGUUUCAGUGGAAGACGACUCCGUGGAUACUUUUGAUAACCUCAGGCCCAUCGUCAUCGACGGUUCAAACGUGGCAAUGAGCCACGGGAACAAAGAGGUGUUCUCUUGCCGUGGUAUCCAGCUCGCUGUAGAGUGGUUUUUGGAGAAAAGACACAAAGACAUCACUGUGUUUGUCCCAGCCUGGAGAAAGGAGCAAUCAAGACCCGACGCCCUCAUCACAGACCAAGAAAUUUUGCGCAAACUUGAAAAGGAGAAGAUCCUGGUUUUCACCCCAUCUCGAAGAGUUCAGGGCAGAAGAGUGGUGUGCUAUGAUGAUCGCUUCAUAGUGAAGCUGGCGUUUGAUUCUGAUGGAAUUAUCGUGUCAAAUGACAACUACAGGGACCUUCAAAACGAGAAGCCAGAGUGGAAGAAGUUCAUAGAGGAGCGUCUCCUGAUGUAUUCAUUUGUUAAUGACAAGUUCAUGCCACCUGAUGAUCCAUUGGGAAGACAUGGGCCAAGCCUUGAAAAUUUCCUCCGCAAGCGACCCGUGGUUCCAGAGCACAAGAAGCAACCUUGCCCCUAUGGGAAAAAGUGCACAUACGGACAUAAGUGCAAGUACUACCACCCUGAGCGUGUGAACCAGCCGCUGCGGUCUGUGGCCGAUGAACUGCGAGCCUUUGCCAAAUUAUCUGCAGUCAAAACGAUGAGCGAGGGGGCUUUAGUUAAAUGUGGGAUAGGUCCAGCAGCUGUGAAGGGCGAGGGCAACUCUGAAGCCAAGCGUGUGGCACCCAAGCGCCAGUCCGAUCCUAGCAUUCGCUCGGUGGCUUGCGAACCUCCAGAGGCGCUCUCUGUUGUUAGGAAGUCUGAGACAAAUUCAGUGCCUUCCCUCGUGUCUGCUCUCAGCGUGCCCACCAUGCAGCCUGCCAAGAGCCACGCAGCUGGGGCCUUGAACACACGAUCUGCCAGCAGUCCAGUUCCAGGUUCUUUGCAGUUUGGACACAGUUCCCUGGAGCACAUGUCUAGUGUCCAGUAUCCCCCUAUUUUAGUUACCAACAGUCACGGCGCCUCAGUGACAUAUAGCGAACAGUUCCCAAAGUACGACUCUGUCAGCGAUCAUGGAUACUACUCACUCCACAGUGACUUUUCUAACAUGAGCAUGAGCAGCAUGCACAACGUAGACAGUUUCUGUAGCAUGGAGCACGAGCAUGUGUACCAGAGGAAUCCCAGCCACUGCCCUGAAUCCUGCCUCAGCCACUCCAACAGUGACUCCUUCUCCUCUUAUGGGGACAUGUACCCAAGCUCUGUGGACAGCAGCUUGGAGGAGAGCCUCAAAGGGCAACAGCAAGCUCCUGCACAGAGUAGGAUGCAGGCUUUCUCUCAAGGUUUUCGACACGAAGCGCUCUCUAGAGUUCAGAGUUAUGGACCCGAGGAGCCCAAACAGUGUCUCCGGAAGCAUCCUGGAUCUCAUCUGGCGCUGCAUAUUCAGCAUGCUGCAGUGGGAGCCCGGUCCAGCUGUCCCGGGGACUACCCACUCACUCAGAAUGUCCUUCCUCCCUUGUCCUCGCAGCCAACACGCUCUCUAGGUAUGACUCGCAUGGACAGCAUCUCGGACUCGAGGUUGUACGACAGCAACCCCAUGAGGCAGAGGCGACCGCCGCUGUGCCGCGAGCAGCACGCGAGCUGGGACCCUCUGCCUUGCGGGAACGAGUCUUUUGGAUAUCAUUCAUAUCCGCUCAGUAACAGCCUGAUGCCAUGUUGCGAGCGGGUGAUGGUCCGCAGCAUGCCAGACAAAAUGGAACAAAUCUGGAACUCGCCGUGGGAGACCCCAUCUGCAGCAGAACACCAAGAGCGGUAUGUUAUACCAGAUCACCAGUAUCAAACCUACAGGAACCUUUGUAACAUCUUUCCUGCCUACAUUGUCCACUCCGUCAUGGAGAAGAACCCACAUUUGACAGAUCCACAGCAACUGGCUGCUGUCAUUGUUACGAGACUGAAAUCAGGCCACUGAGCAGCUGUAGAUGUCUGACGAGGGACCGGAGGAAUCUGAUUAUUAAUUAGGCGCUUGUUUAAUGUUGCUGCAUGUGCAACACCCGCCCUCAGGAGCUACUCAUUCUGUCUCGUGUCUCUGCUGAGACCUGUAGUGUCCAGAUUGCAAAGAUGGCACAUAGAAAAAAUACAGAGGAUGUUUUAUAUGAAAUGUGUUGUAAAUUUGAUGCAAAGGGACACCUUGAUUUAUGUGUUUUAGAGAAGUCUUUCAUAACACAUUCGUGCAACCUGGACAGGAGCAUCUUUGCUCCUGUUCAUCAGAAGUGAACGUCUAAGUGUGCCUCAACUUUUGACCGACUGGAUACGAAGCUCUAUGGAGGUGCAUGUUCAGUAAAUAAUAAGAAUCAGCAAGCACAGGUGUAGAUUUUUAUAAAUUUGUUUUAAAAAAGCAGCAUUGACCUGAUGAUUGAAUUCCUCUGAACCCAAAGGUUCCUAGCUUAGAAAUCUAGACCAACCGUAUCGGUAACAAAAGGUUUAGCUCUGCAGGUCGGUCUCGCCACGUUCCAUUGUAGUCUCAGCAGCUCUACCAUUGGCUUCGGUAAGUUUAGGCCAAUCACAGUGCUCUGUGUUUGUAGGGAGAUGUUGGGCGGGCUUGGCACCACUACAGCUGAACUUUUGAAAAAAAGUUUACACUUACAGCAGAACUACAGCCGAGCAAAACAACGACUAACGAUGGCGGUGGCAAAGGAACGACGCUCGUUUAAAACGGCUUUGGCAUCAACGUUGGAUGAUGUAGACUUGGGUUUUUCUUAGACACAUGAGCAGAAAGAGGAACUUUUUUUUUCUUCUACUUCAACGCUGUAUGGCGUCGCUAUGAAUCCAUCAUGUUGUUUAUUGCUCAGAUUGGUCCUAGCGCUGUAGAUUCCAGCCCUACAGCUGAGCUCUGUGUAUGGGUCGUGGCCAGUUAGUGAUUACAGAUCUGAGUGAUUGAGCCCUGCUAAAGAAACAUCCUUUUGUGGAACUAUGGUGUAAUUUGUGGUUUUCACAAGAAACUUUUUUGUUUGAUUUAAUUUAAACAUUUUUAGAAUGCAGGCUCUAAUAUUUUGAGAUACAGAUUUAAAUUACUUGAUAACGAGACAUCUCCAUAAAAACUAAGAAGAAAAUCUCUCAAAGUAACUAUAGUUACACUUUUAAUGAACCCUGUGAAGGAUUUAAAAUCUUAACGUAAUCCUGAAUGUGUUUUUUUAAAGAGACAAUAUGUAGUUUUUACCUUUUAAUCGCUGAAAAAAUCCAUCGAAACGUUGAAAAUAACAAAAAUUAUGUCCAGUUGUUGAAAAAUAUUGUUGGCUUCAUACCAUAUAACCAUAAAAAUCAGGUCGAUGUUGCUUAGAGCGCAGGUCUAGCGUCUUUCGAGGAUGCCAUGUUUUAUUCUGGCCGGCUCAGGGUCCUGCGCCUGUUGAUGAUGUCACACUAGAUGAUUGGCUGGACGUACGACUAACGGAAGUUACGUUACCUCGCUCAAAAACAUCUAGGCAGUAAGAAACACAAAUUUAAUAACCAAACUAAUAAACUCUUUCCAAAACAUAAGUGAAAGAGAACAGAAUCGAAAAAGAGAUGCAAUAUAUUUUGGCCGAGUGGUACUGGCGUAGUAUGAUGACAUCAUUGGCAGGCGCAGGCCCCCGAGCAGAUCCGGAGAGUACAGCCCCUGAAAACUAAUAUCAGCAUCGCAUUCUCUCAGUGGAAUUAACUUAAGGACCAUCAAAGUCUGAGGACUCACGCCGAGGUCGCAUGCUUUCUGCUCCACAGGAAACAUUUACCAUAAUGUUUUUUAACUAGCGACACGGUGAUAUGGUGUAAAACUACCCUGAAAGGUACGCACUGCCCCCUAGCGCCUGCAAACUACACACUGCCACUUUAACCCUGAACUCCUUCAUGAGACAAAAAGAAUGAACUAAAAGCCACAUGACAGCACAGUCAAAAUAAAAUAAACAUUUAUCUUACAAAAUUCAACUGGUUGCCCUUUGUGCACCGUGUAGCUUUCCUAAGGAUCCUGUCCAGGUGGCGAGAACGUGAUCUGAAGGCCAUCUAAAGCGUAGCGAGUGCAGUGGACGUAUAGAUAGCCUUGCUUAGAUUUCCCUCUGCUGUAAAUAUCUGUUCUCCCCCCUUAUCUGUGUGGAUUUUUAUUGAAGUUUAGAUGGAGGUAGAAUAUACCUCACAGCAUGACAUAAUGGCCUUAUAUCUGAAUGACCUCACGCUUUAAUCACCGUCUGAUUGGUUCUAGUUUCUGUCCUCCUUUCAUAUGGAAAGCACCAUCUCAGUAUCUAUAGAGAUCUAUUUUCUCAGCCUCACUCGAGAAAGCUACUAUUUUGGUAGAAUUUGACUGUGCACAAAGCAAGCCAAACGGAGAUCUGACUUGUAGACACGUGCACGUACUUCUGUAAAUAUUCUCUCACAAAAAGCCAUUAUUUUAAAGUUAUCUAUAAGCUGCUAAAUAAUGCCAAAAAAGACCGAAUUUUAAUAGUUUCAGAAAUAUACAUAUUUAUGCUAAGUUAGUUAGGAUCAAUUGCUUCAUUGAGAAUUUCCCUUAUAUGUAUAUUUUCUGAUUUUAUUAGAUUCAGGACUUUAGCUGUUUCUAUAUUUGUCACAUCUGUUGUGCUGAUUGUUUUAAAAUAAUCCUAGUAGUAGAUGCAAGAGGGAAGGAAUUUAGAUUUAAAUUAAUUGCACUUGUGUGGUCUGAUUUGAUGCCUUUUAUUACAUUCAUCCUGAUGAUGUGUACGUUUUUGUAGCAGCGCUGCUGAACGAUAGAGUUGUUGAGGCCAAAAUCCGACCAUUUUCAUACCAGUGCACCAGGGAUAUUAGAAAGCAAGCAGCUGGAAUUGCUUGUUUUUGAUAAAAACUCACCAAGAGAUGGCGUGGUUGCCGGAUUGAUGUGUCGACAUGGUUCCUAAAGCUAUCUGCACGUAUCCAUAUCGUUGCAUAUCAAGCAGAAAGCAAAGUACAGGUCAGCCGAAAAGAGUGCAAAAGUUUUAUCAGCAUGGCCACUAGGUAAAGCUUUUCCAUCGUUAUUAUCUCAUUUGUCUGUGCUUGUUUCCCUUUAGAGGGUUAACUUAUUUAACUAGUUUGAAUGGGAAUAAAUGCAAAACUACUAAAAGUGCAAAAAUUCCAGUUGAUAUUCUGUAUGAAAUGAUUUGUUCUUUAAAAAUAAUUCAUUUUCAUGCCUUAACUCAUUCUCUCCACUUACCUGGUUUCUUAUGUGCAUGAGUCUGGUAAAACCUCCAGGUUUAGUGUUAUUCACCAGACGUAAGUCGUAAACACUCCACACCAUCACCGCUAAACGUUUGCACAAGAGCUCCCCGGAUCUGAUUUCUGAUUCUGGUCAGAUGCAGGAAUCGGCACCUGCAUGCUAAUAUUCUGUGAAGUUGGAGAAUUCAAAGCUAUUAAAGAAAUGAGUUUGCUUGCAGGCUAGAAACCAUAUUGGAGACAGAAUAUAAUUUCCUGUCAGGCUUUCUGUGGGCGGUCGGACUGCUGAAGUACACAAUAACACACACACACACACACACACACACACACACACACACACACACACACACACACACACACACACACACACACACACACACACACACAGCCAGUGAUGAGGUAACGGUGGAGGGAUUGGCUGUGCUUUUGCAGCACAUUGCUCUCAGGAUACUUUCAAUUUUCUAACUUUGAAUUUAUUCCUGCCAGAAUCUCGUGGUUACUGGCUACAGUGUACUCUGAUCUAUUAGUGACAUACUUUGAACUCCUACAUGUAACAUGUAGUACCUAAAAGUUAGCUAUGUAAAGUUGACAUCUAGAUUUGGCAUUGCAAAACUUUGUACUUCUGGUGUAUAUUCUUAUUUUUGCACCUUGGUAUAUUACACAGUGCAGUAUGAGGGUGAACUUAUGGUGUAACUUCACUUAGUGGAAUUUCUGCUGCUUAUUCACUAAAGUAUAUGAAGGUAAAAGGCAGAACCAAGUGAAGGACAGUUUGGUUUGACCGUAAAACUUUAGCAUUUAGCACGUUAGCAAACCCAGUGGAGCUGCACCAUGACAACUAACCCUCAUAGCAGACUCAUACUUUUACUUUGAAAGGGAAAUGCCACUUACCGGUAUUUUUUAUUAUUCAGGAUCAUUGACGUGCUGGAUUUGAUGUUUCACAGACUAUUUUUUGUAGCGUUUAACAUUAACCUGUUUUUAAAGAAAAAACUUAAGUACAUUAUUUAUUUGGGCAUUUUAUUAUCUUAAUAAAUUACUAAUAAAAAUUAACCAAUCAUGUUUUUGAUCCUGACAUUUGGAAGAAUUUUACAGACAUUUGAAGUGAGUGGUAUUACUCUUUAAUGAGGCUAGCUGUGUGAGUCUGCCUGUUUUAAUACUGGUGUUUGAAAUAUAUAUCUAUUUCUUUAUAAUGUUUAAGUAUAAUCGUGGUAUAUAAAGAAAAAAAAGCUGAAUGUGGUCCGCCCAAAUGAAUUUUGGGCUUUGCUGACUUUGUUUUUGUUUUCAUGGAAACAGACGAGGCCGCUUGAGGCUGGCCGUCUGUUCAUGAGAAGGUGAAACAAACUGCCUAAAUGUUUCUUCAUGUGAAACAAUCAGAUUGCAAGGCUGCUGUCAAGGUUGUUUCUGGCGUUUGGCUCAACAUUUGCGUGCUGUUCUUUCUCCGUGAGAUAGCAGAAUUAUCUGAAACAUUUUCUUAGCACCGCAUGUCAUCACUAAGAGGCUUGGUUUAAAAUGAAACAAUGAUCAACGCAGUAGCUGAUUAUAGUUGACAUCAUAUUUGUUCUGACUUAAAUCAGCCUGUUUUAAUAUGUAAAGGUCAGUUGCCCAGAUUAUCUUUGAUACAUUUAGAGAUGGUUCAGAUCUCUUCAUUUUAAUUUAGAGGGUUUCUUCUCUUUUAUAAAUCAGUCUUUGAAAAAAAUGUUGUGACUGGAUUGAUAAGCUAACAGCCAGUCUCAUCAAGGCCAGUGCUUUGCUGUUGCAUUUAAACAAAUAUGGAAACUUCCAUUGGUGUACGAGUACAGACUUUUAUACACCUUUAAAGGUCUCCUUCACUGAGAAACUGUUUCUUUUUAUAUAUUAAAAAUUUCAAGUUCAGUCAUUUUUUAAAAAUACAUUUGCAGUGGUCUCUUGUAUAAACAAAUGUCCUGUAAGUCGAUCUCUGUGUGGGGAAAAGCUCUGGUGCUCCUGUUUCAGGAAGUAAAAGUUAGAAGAGUGGGAGGUUAGCACAGCAGCUUUUGGGGUUUUGGGGCUUUUUUCCUGAUAUAUCUGGGCUCUGAUUGGCUUACAGCAACACAACUCUAUCACUGACUCCCUUUGCUCUGCAACAGUGAUGUUUUAUCUCCACAAAUAAGGCACGCCUGAAGGAGUUCUGCCUUGGUGCGGAGUUGCUAAUGCUAACAGUUAGCUUCUACUAUCCCAGACAUGCUUUGCUCUCUCCUAGACACCAAAUCAACAUCAGGAGCCAAGAUGUUUAACUCCAUGAAUGCUGGUUUACAGAGUGACGUAGAUCUGAGUGGCUUUUCUAAUCCCGUCUGUUUCCUAUCGGCAGCACGUCUUGGCUAGUAGAAGCUAACAAUUAGCAAUAGCAACCUCACAACAUGGCAGAACAUGUUCAUGUUUGUAGUUAUUUAUGGAGAUAAAACAUCAAUGUUGCAUUUUAUACUCAAGAGAGAAGAGCAAACAAAAACAGCAGAAGGGUUGCGUUGCUUGUAGCCAAUCAAAGGAGAGAUGUCUGCACGUUGUGAAUAACAAUGAGUAAAAUUCAUUAUCCAGCUAUCCUGCACUUCUCUACCAAACUUCUACCCCCGGAAUAGGAGUGUGAGGCUUUAAUUCUUAGAAGAAGAAGAAAAGAUCUUUUCUAUAGCGCCUCUCAAGAUAAAAAUCACGAGGCGCUUCACAAAAACAAAAAAUAUAAAAGAGAAUUUAGAAAAUGAUUAAAAAUAUAUUUAAAAUGAGCAAAAAUAGACAAUUGUGAUUAAAAAAUGUAAAGAAAAAGAGAGAGCGAAUAGGAAAGAGGGAAAUCAGUGGAUUCUGAGGAAGGUGGAAUAGGUAGGGAGAGCAGAACAAGGAGGGGGUGAUGAAGGUCACACCAAAACCAGCUUGAACAAGUGAGUUUCCAUCUCCUUUUUAAAGGAAUCCACUGAGUCCACACAGCAAAUUUAUUUAAAAUGAAUGACUGAAUGGAACCUUUAAGGUGCUGAAAUUUAGCUGUGGCCUCGGUGUGAUUAGCCGUUUGCUCGUCAGUCUGUUCAGAGCUAAUUUCAAAUGAGGCCAUUCAAAGAUCUGUCAGCAACGGUCAGCAAUAGCUAUAAUAUUAAUCAUCAUUAUCCAAACCCAAUCCAAAAGAUCUGACCUGUUCCUUUAAGUUGGUCCUUGUUUUUAAGUGCUAAAAGACGGUUUUCUCUGGGCAGCGGACCACUUCCAAAACAAAAAUAACUGACUGUCACUGCAAAAGCCUUUCAGUGCACCAGUGGAGAACAGUCCAGCCUGAACAGAGCCAGUGUAGUUUUACCCCUUUCUCCCUCUCUGUGCCGCAAACAACUAAGCCACUAAUGUCCAGAACUGACUUUUGCUUGUUGAUACAAAUUGUAUCUAUACCUUGAAUGUAACAAAAUAUGAAAUGUAUAUUCUGAAUAUAGUUUUAUUUUAAAUAAAGGGGGGAUGGGGAUCAAUGCCAUAAUGUUUGUGACACUGUGUGUCACUGGGAGUAGCCCACUGGUAUGUACGAACUCUUACUGGGUACAGUUGUUUAUUUUGCAAGGACAUUUUACGUGCUACUUAAAAAUGCACUGAUGCCCUGUGUACAGCAGUAAGCAUCAUGUCCUCUCUGUAAAUAGUCACACACGUGUGUGUACACAAAGAAUUACAACACUUUUGAGCUGUUCAUAUAUUCAGAUGAUUUAUGUGUCGUAACCCGUGCACCUCGGUUAUAUGCAUCUGUUCUGGACUGACGCGUCCGCUUUACGCUACUUUAAUGGGAGUUUUCAAUAUUUUUGGAUAUAUUUUGCCUAAUAAAACAUGCCAAAGUUGUUCUUGGGUGGCUGUGUCGAAUAUUGUUUAGGUGAUUCAACACACGGGUGGUCAUGUAAGGAAUUCUAUACAAGGGCAAAGCAUUUCUUAUCCACACUGUCUGCUGUGAGCAACUAAACGGCAAACACAAAUCCGUGAAUCAAAUCAGAUUUGUGCUGGAUGUUUGCUGCUCUGAGGAAACCAGGUGUUUUAAAACCAGGCGUUUACCAGAGCGUUCGGUUGUUGAUUUAAUGACUAACCCUUAAUGCUCACGAAGCACAGGUGUGUUGUAAUUUGUUUUACUAUAUUAUAUUAUUCACAGUGUAAUUUAAUAACUUUGGUAUCUGAGGCCAUUUUGCAUUAAACCCGUGUUCAUUUAAGAACCUCAGACUGGUGUUGUUGGUAUUUGGAGUGCGCUGUUGUUGGCUACAACCAAAAAAAAAACCCCAAAGUGAUUUCCGAUGUGCAAACAUUUACAUGCCUUUCGCGAUGAAAAUGGGUUCAAAAGUGUCUUGCAAAUUUGUGCUGCCGUAUGAAAUUGCUGUUUUGCAAAAUGCCGAGACGAGAGGUACACACACUUAAUAAUCAUGACUACAUAAGCAGUACACAGUGUAAUACUCAGGUUUAGUCACACACACAUUUGAACUCACUGACUUUAUUGUUUUCUAUGCUUGAGAAAGGCAGUGGUCACUUCUCUGAAGUGAGCGUCCUGGUUGAGCAGAUAACGGAGUCUGCUGUGUACAAAAAAAAGGGAACAGUAUAGCAAGUUUUUUUGUGUUGUUGUGAUGAUCUGCAGUAUUGUAAUCUACACUGACUGGAAAGUGUUGAUUUCAUAGACCAAAAUUUACAAAAAUAGACUAUUUGGGUCCAUGGACUCAAACAAAAUGUAAGUCUUAAUGACAAAACUGUGUUUCUCUCCGUAAAUAAAGCAAACUUCUGUUCAAA
Nothobranchius furzeri (turquoise killifish) is the source of this 11439-nucleotide messenger RNA. It is a transcript of the gene zc3h12b, whose product is annotated as zinc finger CCCH-type containing 12B. NCBI's taxonomy places the organism in Eukaryota, Metazoa, Chordata, Actinopteri, Cyprinodontiformes, Nothobranchiidae. Gene Ontology annotation, cellular component: cytoplasmic ribonucleoprotein granule; nucleus. Gene Ontology annotation, molecular function: RNA endonuclease activity; metal ion binding; mRNA binding. The record is from RefSeq and is a predicted model, not a curated record.